UUUGACAAAAAAUCAAAGAAAACAGAUUUGUUUUGUUGAGCAUAAGUUGUGGUUGUGUAUGGAUGACCAAUUCAGUAGCACGGAGCUUCCCACUACGACAUCCAUGGCAGAUCAGAUUUCCCCAUAUCUCAACAGCACUGUAGCUGGACUACUCUUCCUCUUGCUUCUCUUCUCAUAUUUUGUUCUCAAGAAGGCUACAUCCCGUAAGCGCCGAUCACAACCUCCUGAAGUAGCCGGCGGAUGGCCCAUAAUCGGCCAUCUACGACUCCUCAGUACUGAUUCGCAGCUCCUCCAUGAAACGUUGGGAGGACUGGCCGACAAAUAUGGCCCAAUAUUUGGCAUCCGAAUCGGUGUCCGUCCAGCCCUCGUUAUUAGCAGUUGGGAAGUAGCUACCGAGUGCUACACCACCCUCGAUUCAAUCGUGUCUUCGCGACCCAAAAUUAUAUUACAAAAGAAACUGGGAUACAACUUUGCCGGUUUUGGGUUCAGGCACCACUGCGAUUCCUUUUACCGGAACAUGCGUAAGAUCGUAGCCUCCGAGGCGCUUUCCAACCGCCGUCUGGAGUUACAGAGAGAUAUUAGAGUUUCUGAGGUGAAAAGAUCGGUGAAGGAGGUUUACAGUUUAUGGGCGAAAACAGGGGAAGCCUCAUCGGACUCCUAUUUAGUUCUUGAUUUGGACGAGUGGAUUGGGAAUAUUGCUUUGAAUGUGAUUCUGAUGAUGGUUUGUGGAAAGCGGUUCGUCGGCGGUUCUUGCGGCGACGAGAGGGAGAUGGAACGAUGUCGUAAAGCGAUGAGGGGUUUUUUUGACUUGGGGGGGAAGUUUAUAGUGGGAGAUGCGAUUCCUUUUUUGAAAUGGCUGGAUUUGGGUGGAUAUCAAAAGGCGACGAACAAAGUAUGGAAGGAAUUGGACUGUCUUAUGGAGGAAUGGCUGGAAGAACAUCGCCGGAAGAAGAGGGACUGCAGCGACGCCGACGGGGAGCACGACCUCAUGGCUGUGAUGCCGUCUCUUCUUGAAGGCUUGGACCUUGCUGGAUAUGAUGCUGAUACUGUCAACAAAGCUACUUGCUUGACGCUUAUUUCUGGGGGAACUGAUACGAUGGCGGUAACUCUAACAUGGGCGAUCUCGUUAUUACUGAACAACCAAGAGGCAUUGAGAAAAGUAGAGGAGGAGCUAGACAUCCACGUUGGGAAGGAAAGGGCAGUGGAUGAAUCAGACAUAAGCAAGCUGGUGUAUCUCCAAGCCGUAAUCAAAGAGACAUUAAGGUUGUACCCAGCAGGCCCACUGUCGGGGGCGCGAGAGGUAAGCCAGGACUGCACAAUUGGAGGUUACAACGUCGCGGCAGGCACGUACCUCAUCACAAACAUUUGGAAGAUACAGAGGGACCCUCGAAUUUGGCAAGAGCCUUCGGAGUUCAAGCCUGAGAGGUUUCUAAGCAGCCACAAGCACAUGGAUGUGAAGGGGCAGCACUUUGAACUGUCUCCCUUUGGGUAUGGAAGAAGGGCCUGUCCUGGGCAGGGGAUUAGCCUUCUAAUGACGCCCUUGGUGCUAGCCAGUUUGGUUCAUUCAUUCCAACUUAGAACUCGUCGUGAUGAAGCGGUGGACAUGACUGCCAACCUUGGGCUCACCAUGCACAGAGUCAACCCUCUUCAAGUUCUCGUCAAGCCUCGUCUCCUACCUACUGCUUACGCGUGAUCUCAGCGAACCCUUUUCUGGGUUGUCACAAUAUCUCACGUUCAAAGGUGUGAAUAAAUAUGAAAAUAUUAUUACUCAAAGAAGGUAAUAUAGGGACAACUG
Messenger RNA from Cucurbita moschata (crookneck pumpkin), 1795 nucleotides. Its product is annotated as cytochrome P450 CYP82D47-like. The coding region runs from base 59 to 1693 and encodes 544 amino acids. Gene Ontology annotation, biological process: defense response to other organism. Gene Ontology annotation, molecular function: monooxygenase activity; oxidoreductase activity, acting on paired donors, with incorporation or reduction of molecular oxygen; iron ion binding. The transcript has 2 exons. NCBI's taxonomy places the organism in Eukaryota, Viridiplantae, Streptophyta, Magnoliopsida, Cucurbitales, Cucurbitaceae. The record is from RefSeq and is a predicted model, not a curated record.